Molecule: messenger RNA, 1397 nt
Organism: Amborella trichopoda
Lineage: Eukaryota; Viridiplantae; Streptophyta; Magnoliopsida; Amborellales; Amborellaceae
Product: grpE protein homolog 2, mitochondrial
Biological process (GO): protein import into mitochondrial matrix; protein folding
Cellular component (GO): PAM complex, Tim23 associated import motor
Molecular function (GO): protein homodimerization activity; adenyl-nucleotide exchange factor activity; protein-folding chaperone binding
Source: RefSeq, a predicted model, not a curated record
CGCUUUAGCUAAUGCUGCAGUUCCUUGAGGCUGAGCCGUCCACCAGGGCAUGUCUUUCUGUCCUAGGAUCAGCCAGGUAGGCUACAUCUGCACGUGCAGAGAGAGAGAGGGAGAGAGAGAGAGAGCCAUUUUUGACAAUUGUUAGCCGAGGAUGACAAUUUUUAGGGUUCUUCCAAGACUUCUGAGGAGUGGUGUUUCACAGUCAGGAAACCUCUCAUCUCGGAUACAUGCUCUCCUCUGUGGAGGUCAUGUGAUUCCGCAACUCGAACGAUCUCUAUACGAGGUUUCCUGUUUAUCAUCACGAGUUUUGUGCCACUCCCACAUUGGGACUUUUGCUUCACAUCACUCCUGGUUUUCGUCAUCUGCAUCACCUCAGACAAAUCAGAAGGAGACCAGUCAGGUUGCAGAUGAAACAAAAACUUCUAAACACCAUGAUAAGGCCUCUGAGAACAUUUCUUAUGACAAGAACGAAGCUGAGUCAACAAAGAAAGAAGGGAGCAAUGGUGAUGCUGCAGCACAUCCUGGAAAGUUCGAUUCUCAUGUUGAAACUGACCUUUCAAAGUCCGAUUUUGGCGAGAAGAGGAGGAAGAGUACUAAAAGAACUGCAUUUUCUGAUUCAGAUGCCGAGGAUGAAUUAUCUGCUGAUGAUCUGAUUAAACUAGUAGCUGAAAAGGAGGUGUUACUGAAGGCAAAACAAAAGGAAAUUGAAAAGAUGCAAGAAAAAGUUCUUCGUAGCUAUGCAGAGACGGAGAAUAUUAUUGAAAGGACAAAGCGUGACUUAGAGAAUUCAAAAAAGUUUGCUGUCCAGAACUUUGCAAAGAGCUUGUUAGAUGUUGCCGACAACUUGGGGAGAGCAUCCUCAGUUGUUAACGUCAGCUUCUCAAAGAUUGAUCAGUCUAGGGACUCGGUUGGUGCUGUGCCACUACUUAAAACCCUUCUAGAAGGAGUUGAGAUGACUGAGAAGCAACUUUCAGAGGUGUUGAAGCAAUUUGGAGUGCAGAAGUUUGAAGCUCUAAAUGAGGCAUUUGAUCCCAAUAGGCAUCUUGCAGUUUUCCAAGUUCCCGAUCCUUCAAAGCCGCCUGGUAUUGUUGCUCAUGUUUUAAAGUCGGGAUACACACUUUAUGAUCGGGUUAUUCGCCCUGCUGAAGUUGGUGUUACAGAGGCUGUAAGCAAUGAGGCAGAAGGAAGUUUAGAGGCAUGAAAAAUAUUUGGGUCUUGAUAUUUAAAAUAUUUUCCAUAUAGUUUAUUUAUUUGGAAAACCUGGAUAUUGAGCUGUUUUUCUAUUUCGGUUGAGAUUGUCUCCUAGUGAUCCAAACAAAUUUUGCUAAUAUUUAGGAUAGGCUCAUUUAAACUCACCGUGGGCAAUGGAGGAAAGUUGUGGUUUUGUAGAGCACUAA